Molecule: messenger RNA, 2250 nt
Organism: Colletotrichum higginsianum IMI 349063
Lineage: Eukaryota; Fungi; Ascomycota; Sordariomycetes; Glomerellales; Glomerellaceae
Product: Developmental regulatory protein
Exons: 1
Coding region: 1-2250 (749 amino acids)
Source: RefSeq, a predicted model, not a curated record
AUGACUGUGGCCGUCUCACAUUGGACGAGGAGCCCCGCCGAGAGUAUCAGUCUCAGCUCGCACCCGACAGACUACGGCGACAUGGCCUACUCGGAGGUACAGUUCUCGAUGGACGAGGACAAAGACGGUAGCGGGGGACAGUCUCACCUGGCAUGGGGGGGAGAAGUGACAGAGAGGCCUGGCGGCGGAGGGGGGCCGGGAUCGGGUGCUGUCCACCACCACGACACGCUCCUCUUCGAGGAAUUUGUCGACCUCGAAAGGCUUUCGACGGCCGGGGGUGACGAGAUGCCACCACCCGCCUUGACCGACUCGUUCUUCUUCAACAUGCCACUCCCCGCACACGGGUCCACGUCUACGACAAGCGCAUCGGACGAUCUGGACGACCUGCUAAGUUGCCACUCGCAGCCGGUCGUGGAAGCUAGGACUAGCGCCGCAGCAGGUCCCGCUGCCACAGUAGUGCCAUCAUCAGCAGCCGCUAGAGUAGCGGCGGCGGUGACCGCAGACGCCUUGGUACUAUCUGCUGUGGGCGUCCCGGGGCUCCAGUCUUCGUGGUCGAUCGACCGCGACGACGGACAAAGAAAAGCUUCGACCUAUCCGGACACAGCUCACGCAGGAGGGUCUGAGUCGAUCUCUGACUCUGAGCUCCUGCGCCUGGAAGGCAUAUCGUUGAAAGCGUCGCCAUCUCGCGCACCACCUGUCGUCGUUUCUCAUCCUCCUACUCCUCUUCCUCAAGCUUCGUCCGCUACCAGCAGCAACAUCAAACUCCACCUCGCCGUCAGCAGCGGUAGUCAGAGUAACACCGUUGGAAGCAGCAGCAACAGCAACAGCAACAGCAACAGCAACAGCACCAACGGUGGUCGUAAGCCCAGCAACUUCUUCAAAGUUGUCGCAUCCAAACUGCAGCAGAAAGCUGCGUCUGUCCGCCAUAAACAGCCGCCCAACAUGUCUUCCCUCGCCGUCGAAACCAGGGGACCCCUUUCGCCCAGCGUCUCGCCUCGCAAAUCUUUCAAGCUCCGCCCCGAGCAGCUCGGCCUCGCCGGCCCUCCGUCCGCAAGACUUCCCCUCUCCCCUCCCAACAGUGCCACCAUCCCUCAGGACCUGCCUUCCGGAUCGUCGGCCGGGAGCAACGGUAUGCCCUUUUGCGGUGGUUACGUGGAUGACCCUUUCUUCGAUGCUGGCGUUGCCGGAGCUCACGUACCAAUGUUCCGCCGCGGCGACCCCACCACGCCCAUGGACACUCCUGUCCUUGACGACAAGGGCGGCAUGUUCUACCAGCAGCAGCAGAUGAGCUCCGGCAAUGUUGCCAACACCAGCAAGGCCACAUGGCCAAUGGCCACAACGACUCCUCAGACCGACUCUCACGUCGCUUGGUCCAACGCCUAUGCCUCGGACGGCCUCGACAACCAAUGGUGGGAUGGAAGCCACAUGGAUUUGUCGUCCAACUCGCCAUAUCAGGCCCAGAACGCCCGUAACGCUACCUUCAACCUCGCCAUGCACACACAACACAGCGAGCUGCCGUAUGAGUACAACACCCUCGCCGCCGCCGGUUCCGAGAUGUCUGGACUCAUGAUUCACAUGCCUCAGCCCCGUGCCACGUCGUCGCCGGUCGUCCACUACCAGCCCCCCCAACAGCAUCAUCAUCAUCAUCAACAACAACAACAACAGCAGCAGCAACAACAACAACAACAACAACAACAACAACAACAACAAUCACAGCAACAGCAGCUCCACCACCAGCAACAUCCGCAACAGAUGACCGAGCGCCGGCCUCGCAUGCCCCGUGCCCCUUCAGCAGGCACUCGUCACAUGUGCAUGUCGACGCCGAUGCGCAAGACUCGCAACACGAGCCGCACACGUCAACCCAGCCGCGAAUCCUCGACGUCGCCUACUCCCACGAACCGCUCCCGUCACAGCAGCGGCGGGUCGCUUUCCAGCAUCGGAGGCGGCGCGGCCCUGAGCGCAAGCGUUAAGAAGCGGCGGUCAUGGUCGAGACGCGAGAGCUUGCGCACACCGUCCAUCGGAAGCGGCCUCGGCGGCGCGCCCGAAGGCGUCGGAUUCGUCAACUUCACUCCCAGCGACAAGAACAUCCUCAUGACAGGCGUGGCGCCGAGCGGGAGCUCCAAGACCAAGGCCCGCCGCGAGAAGGAGGCCAUGGAGAAGCGCCGACGGCUAAGCGAAGCGGCCAUCAAAGCCGUCAAGGCCGCGGGAGGGGACGUCGACAAGCUGGUCGAAGAAGGGUUCGUCUUCUAG